AUGGCGGCGCCCAUGGAGGUGGCCGUGUGUACAGACUCGGCCGGCCAGCUGUGGAGCUGUGUCGUGUGGGAGCUGCACUCGGGCGCCAACCUGCUCACGUACCGCGGCGGCCAGGCCGGGCCCCACGGUCUGGCGCUGCUCAACGGCGGGUACCUGCUGGCGGCGCAGCUGGGCAAGAACUACAUCAGUGCCUGGGAGCUGCAGCGGAAGGACCAGCUCCAGCAUAAGAUCAUGUGCCCCGGCCCUGUCACCUGCCUGACCACAUCACCCGAUGGCCUCUACGUCCUGGUGGGCAUUGAGGAAAGCAUACACCUCUGGGAGGUCUGCACAGGGAACUUGCUGUGCCUGCUCAGCCGGCACUACCAGGACGUGGUAUGCCUGCGCUUCACGGAUGACGGCAGUCACUUCAUCUCGGGGGGCAAGGACUGUCUGGCGCUGGCCUGGAGCCUCUGCAGCGUGCUGCAGGCAGACCCAUCCCGGAUCCCCGCCCCCCGGCACGUCUGGUCCCAGCACACCCUGCCCAUCACAGACCUGCACUGUGGCCUCGGGGGUGCGCAGGCCCGGGUGGCUACUGCCUCGCUGGAUCAGACGGCGAAGCUCUGGGCACUGUCGUCGGGCGAACUGCUGCUGUCCGUACUCUUCGACGUGGCCAUCACGGCCGUGGCCCUGGACCUGGCCGAGCACUACAUGUGCUGUGGAGGCAGUGACGGCCACAUCUUCCAAGUGGACCUGAGCGACCUGGACGGCCAGGACCAGCUGCGAAUCCGAGUCACGGAGCUGGAGAGCGAGGUGUGCAACCUGCGUAAGAUCAACCGAGACCUCUUCAACUUCUCCACCCGCAUCAUCACUCGGCCCCCCAAGUGAGCCGGGCACCCUGUCCUGUGGGGCCUGAGCCUCGGCCCGGAUGCAACUUCCCUACCUGGACCUGAGCCCAGGUGCGCCAAGCCUGGCCACAGCCCUCCCUCCUCCCCACUGGCCUCGGGUGUGGAGGUCUCUGAGGAGGAGAGAGGAGGGGGUGGCAAGGCCGGCUCAGCUGCUGCUUUUUGUAACGUUUCCUGUUGGCGCUGCUGUUGUGGUUGAUUUUGUUUUGUUUUUUAAGAAAAAACAACGUCCAAAUGC
This is a messenger RNA of Echinops telfairi (small Madagascar hedgehog), 1119 nucleotides long. RefSeq names its product WD repeat domain 18 (gene WDR18). Gene Ontology annotation, molecular function: protein binding. Gene Ontology annotation, cellular component: nuclear pre-replicative complex. NCBI's taxonomy places the organism in Eukaryota, Metazoa, Chordata, Mammalia, Afrosoricida, Tenrecidae. The coding region runs from base 1 to 864 and encodes 287 amino acids. The transcript is spliced from 6 exons. Gene Ontology annotation, biological process: rRNA processing; DNA-templated DNA replication. The record is from RefSeq and is a predicted model, not a curated record.